CAGGAAUUUGAAGAUGGACGCAUGAAUAAUAUACCUUUUCUUUGUGGCAAAUUUGCUUCUUCUUUGAGAAAACAAUUAUUCCGUGAACAUUUGGGACUAUUAAAUACUGAAGAAGAUAUCAAUAUCGAUGACGCCAUUAUCAAAUCCUUCUACAAGGACAUAUGGUGCGCUAGAAGCAAACAAAACACAAAAAUAUAUGAAGAAGUAUUUCAAUGUAUUCCCACCGAUACAGUAGUCAAUUUCUCUAUGCUGAAACAAUAUCAAGAUAGAAUACCUAUCUCAUUAUCUGAUCCAUUAUUAGCACAAGAAAUAACGGAAAAUAUUAAGGGUCAUUUGGUCGAUUUGCCAUUACAUUUUUUAUGCAAUGAAGAUUUAAAACCUGCUGCUGGUACAGUAGAAGGAAUGAUGCCGACUGCACUAUGGACGUAAGUGUAUGUGCUAUCAUGAGAGAAAAUUAAAUAAAAAAAAAAUUAUUGUACUUGAGUACAAAUUAAUAAAAGAUUUCUAUUAA
Formica exsecta is the source of this 511-nucleotide messenger RNA. RefSeq names its product phospholipase D1-like. The record is from RefSeq and is a predicted model, not a curated record. NCBI's taxonomy places the organism in Eukaryota, Metazoa, Arthropoda, Insecta, Hymenoptera, Formicidae. The transcript is spliced from 2 exons. Bases 22 to 429 code for a protein of 135 amino acids.